Molecule: messenger RNA, 801 nt
Organism: Clonostachys solani
Lineage: Eukaryota; Fungi; Ascomycota; Sordariomycetes; Hypocreales; Bionectriaceae
Source: the annotation of a GenBank genome assembly
AUGAAGAACGACAGGACGGAGAGAGAUGGCUCGGCCACUCCUGUGCCCCAGAAUGUCUCGCUCCAGAGACGCUGGGCACACGAAUACGCUCUGACACAGCCGGGCUACGAUGAACUCCCAUGCCCAACCGAGAACGACGGGGCUACCCUCAUCACCCAGCCCGGCACCCCGUUGCCACCAAAGUUCUACCGCUUCCCGACACCCGGCGAUGAAGACUCUCGACCCGACCCGUACACGCCUGCGUCGACGCCCCGGACGGCCAUGGACCUGGACAGCCAGAUUUUCUGUCUGAGGAUCCGGCUGGCGCUGUUUGACGCGAUCGUCGCGGCCGGGGGCAGCCAUGAGCAGUACCUGCGAGUGGUCUACGACUCGAUGACCGAUGAACAAUUUUACGAAUUCGAGAAGGGGUACGACGUCCCAGAAUUCCAAUUCCGGGUGCCACCGUCGGCCGUGGCGCGCUACAGGGCCUCCCAAGAGAACGAUGAAGUCAUGCAAGAGGACGACGAAGACAUCCAAGAAGACGGGGAAAUCUCCCUCGAGGACGGGGAAAUCUCCCUCGAGGAUGGGGAAGUCCUUGAAGAGGAUGGACCCUCUGAAAUGCCCGACGCGGACGUCGCCAUGGCAGACGUGCCGACCAUCAGACACACUGAUUUCUGGGUGCCUGUGCAGAUCGCCGGCCAGAAGCGCAAGGCCCCGUCUCUGCUUGAGGACCCCCUCGACGCAGAGCAGCCUGAUGAACAAACUGGCUGCGAGGACAAGUUCGAGGCUUUCACUUUUGAUGAGGAGCUCGGGGGGGAUUAG